AUGGCCACCAACACAGCGGAGGACGUGUUUUUGCAACCCCCGAGCGACGAACAGUUCUCGCCUGUGUAUCGCGAGACCUCCCACUACAACCCACUUCAUACCUUCAAACUCCCCUCCGGCGAUGCAAGACAUUACCAGCAACAAUAUGGCGACAUGUACUUCUUGCGACUCGCACGACUGAAACCUGUGGUGGAAGAGGUUGGAACGGACGCAUGGGAAGGAUUCAGUAUUGCCGGAGAACGCGCUCGUCGUGUAGAGCGAGUGCUCGAUGUCCGACAAGGCGAGCUUUGCUGGGUGGCUGGGACGGUCUACAUGGACAUGCCCCUGAAGCCGAAUAUUCUGGAUGAUCUUUCCAGAGAGAGUCACACCCUAGCCCCUCCGCCACGCCGCACUUACCAAGACCCCGCUCAUCCGGAAUUGACACAAAUCAUGUUGGAAGACGAGUCGGGCCGCCUGCGAUUAACAGGGAAUCUUCUGCGGUCAACUCAACUCGCGACAGGAGCCAUUAUAGCGGUACUGGGAACGGAGAAUGCGAAUGGUGAUUUUGAAACGAUCGAUAUCAGAGUGCCUGACCUGCCUCCUCAGCCGCGUCGGUGGGAGAGAGACGAAGACAAGACGGAUACAACAGAGUCGCGCAAGGGCAAGAUUGCUUUUGUGAGUGGUCUUGGGAUUACGGGCACAUCGAGUGAUACUCUUGCGCUGGAACUUCUGACAGACUAUCUUCUGGGGUAUACAGGGUCGGAUGCAUCCUCAAUCACACGGCUUAUCAUUGCCGGAAACUCACUAGGGGCUAAUGUGACGGCUGAGGCAGCAGCGACUGGCGCAGAGACGGGAGCGGCAGCGAAGAAGAAGCUUGCCCCGAGAAAGUAUGGAUACGAUGCCUCUGCAUACAACGCAUCGCCCAUUACACAACUAGACAACUUCCUUGCGGAGAUCCUGCCGAGCAUACCUGUGACUCUCAUGCCGGGGGAGAGUGACCCGGCGAACUUUGCACUCCCUCAGCAGGGGAUCCACCGAGCGAUGUUCCCACGAGCCAGAGCAUACUGUGCUCCGCCUCCGUCGGGGGACGAAGCUCCCGAGCCGGGCUGGUUUGACAGCGUCACAAACCCGUGGGAAGGAGAUGUCGAGGGAUGGCGGCUGUGGGGAAGCAGUGGACAGAACGUGGACGAUGUCCUCCGGUAUCUGGAUUUUGCGGACCGUGAUGCGCUGGACGCCGGUGAUGGGGACAUCGAGGCCAGGAUGAGAAUCAUGGAGGCCAUGCUACGGUGGAGGUGUGGAGUUCCCACCGCACCUGAUACAAUAUGGUCCUAUCCUUUCCAAACAAACGACCCCUUUGUAAUGCAGUCCUGUCCGCACAUCUUCUUCACUGGCAAUCAGCCACGGUUCAAGACGGCCGUGCUGGAAGGCGACUCUCCCCUUAGGCUUAACGGAGCCGACACGGAGAUGACCGACGCGGCCGAUAAUACUGGUGCGCGUGUGCGUCUGUUGUCGAUUCCCAAGUUCAAGGAGACGGGGGAGUUGGUUCUCGUGGAUAGCGAGACAUUGGAGGUGGAGGUGGUCAAAUUCGGUUCUUUUGCAGGAAAGCAAGAAAAGCAAUAA
Aspergillus lentulus is the source of this 1599-nucleotide messenger RNA. Its product is annotated as DNA-directed DNA polymerase delta subunit POL31. The record is from RefSeq and is a predicted model, not a curated record. Gene Ontology annotation, cellular component: delta DNA polymerase complex. Gene Ontology annotation, biological process: DNA replication; DNA strand elongation involved in DNA replication. NCBI's taxonomy places the organism in Eukaryota, Fungi, Ascomycota, Eurotiomycetes, Eurotiales, Aspergillaceae. Gene Ontology annotation, molecular function: DNA binding.